Anopheles bellator is the source of this 2938-nucleotide messenger RNA. RefSeq lists its product as uncharacterized. The record is from RefSeq and is a predicted model, not a curated record. Gene Ontology annotation, molecular function: protein binding. The transcript has 6 exons. NCBI's taxonomy places the organism in Eukaryota, Metazoa, Arthropoda, Insecta, Diptera, Culicidae. Bases 111 to 1709 code for a protein of 532 amino acids.
UCGAUCCCCAAUCGCCUCACUGAGAAGACUUUCGCACGGACGGUGUUACUUCGUGUUGAUGUGUGUGGUGUCCACUUGAGCCCCGUUUGCUCGCCCGCCCGUGAUCAACCAUGACCACAGCCGUCAACGCUGGCUGGAAGCUGGAUGGUGAAGAAAAAGCGUGCUACAUCGAGAUAGAGGACGACGGCCAGCCAUACCCGGGUGGCAGCAGCGGCCAGACUCGCAUCGGCCAGCAGCCCGAUGAGAGCGAUCCCAAAACUGAUGACCCAAACCACGGCUGGACGGAGCGGUGGAGCAACCUGCCGGACCACAUCCUCGAGCGCAUCUUCUCGCAUCUCACCCUCAAGGAGCGGUACUAUGCGAGCCUGACCUGCUACGGAUGGUACCGGGCUUUCUAUCUGCCACACGUGUGGUCGAGCUUCCUGGUGGAGGACGCGACGCUUGGGCGCAUGAAGUACAACUACUACUCCGGCUGGCAGCCGGUGCUCGAUCACUCGCGCCUCCAGAGCUGCCUGCUGUCGGUCGGCCAGCUCAUCCGGGGCCUCGACUUCCGGCCGCAGGUUAGCUUCAACAACAUGUUCCAGUUCAUGUCGCUCAUCUCGUGGGCGAUGGAGCAGAACGCCCGCGGCCCGACCGGUUGCCCCGCCGAGUGGGUUGGCUGCGGUUCGCGCAUCCGCUCGCUCCACUACCUCUUCCCGUGCAACAUGGCCUACAGCGAGGACCCGGAGUCGAUCAAACUGUUCGGCACCGGCGGCCAGCUGCUGGCCGCGCUCAAGCGGCUCAUGUACUGCUUGACAAACCUCACGUCGCUGUCCCUGGUCGACCUAAUGCUCGAGCGCUACGAAGCGAACCACCUGCUGGACGAGGUGCUCGAGUCGUGCUGCCUCGUGCUGCGACGCCUCUGCCUGGUCAACGUGACCAGUGUCCACUGUCCGAUUAUGCACAUCGGCCUCUUCCUCAAUCUACAGGUCCUCGUAGUGUCACCGCAGAGCCUGGACGACGACGUGCUGGCCCUGCUGGCCGACUCGAAGGUCAAGCAUCUUACGCUGCUCCAGAACCGCUACACACCUCCGGCCCUGGCCAUCAGCCCGUGCUCGGCCAAAGCGUGGCUCUCCGUGCGCCGGGAUAAUCCACGGCUCCGGGUACACCUGCGGGUCGAGUCCACCAGCAAUGCCCUCAUCCUGCUCCAGCCCGAGGCCCCGGUCAGCAGCAUGAUUUAUCAGACGCCCAAAACAAAGAUUACCUCCCACCAGCUGGUGGCGGCAGUCGACUCCUACAAGUACACGCUCACCAUCUACGGGCACGAGCAGUUUCUGGUGGGCGAGAAGGGCAGCACUAAGACCGCGUUCCUGGAAGCCAGCUUCGAGGACCGACCCGACAGUUUGCUCGUCCUGUUGGUGCGCUCCUGCCCGGCACUGAACACCCUGAUGAUAAGGGAAUGUAUCUCGACCGCCACGCUGCUGCUGAUUGCCCGGACGGCGCACAACUUACGUCACCUGUACAUCGCCCGGACCCUGGUGAAGGUGGGCUGCGAUUGGCCUCGGAAUCCGGACUGGACGGAUGAGUUUUUCCGCUGGCUCACGAGUACGGCGCGAUCCCUCGACGCCACCGAGCGGGAAGUGGGCCGCAUCCUGGAUCACCCGUCCUGGCGCAUGCUAUCCGAGGACCAGUUCCGGGCCACCUCACUGACCCGUCAUGUAACCUUUUAAUUGAAGUGCGCCUAGCCAGACCACUGGACAAUGGCGCGUCGUUGUGUCGUUUGAUCUUCCGGACUUCGGCCCUUUAAGACGAGCGGCUUACGAAUGCAAAUGAUAGGUCACGGACGCAAAAAAGGAUCAGCAGGAUGCCCCACACAUAAAUGUACCUUCGAUAAAAGGGCUCGUGCCAUUAACCGGGUGGCAUCGUGAUUUUAAUUAAGCGAAAUUAACAGAACCGGGUUUGUUUUUUCCGCGCCCGGAACUCGGAAGUGCCGCAAUCCAGCUUCCUUGAGCCAAAAAGAUGGUUCAAAAGCCCCCCAAACACCUACCCAAAGCGGUUGAGUAAGAGAAAAAGUGGGACGGUUAUCCCAAACUUUCAGGCUUCAUUAUUCACGACACUCUGUCACCUUCGGCGGCCGCUCGGCGACCCCAAAGCAACCCGACGAAGGACCCGGGUCGAAAGAGAGAGAGACAGAGAGAGGGGUGUAGUGAAAAAUUCAUCAAAACUAACAGUCGACAACAAACUUUCGGUCGACAGCGGGGGACCUCGCCGCCGCCCCAUCAUCCCAGCCUCGGUCAACAAUAUGGAUUCGUUAGAAACCAAUCGACCACCGGCCAUCAGACCGGGCGGGUAGUUCCGGGGAUAGCAGCUGGAGCCCCGGCCACUGUCUAUUAUUUACCGGGAACGCCCGGAGAGACCGAGCUCAAAACACCCGGGAGCGGUCGGUAUGUGUGUCCUGGCCUCGCCGGGAACGUUCCGCAAGAGUCGCCAACUUUCUUCGAACGACAAAGUGCUCUCGUGCUCUCGAGCGGGCUGGCGAACGCUAACUAAUUGCUAACUAUUCAAUGAAAUUUUACUAUCACAAACAGAGUGCAAAACUAUCGGAACGUUUGCCGAGGCCAGCAAGCAGCAGCUUCCGGCCGGCAGCUUCCGGUGCUCGGGCGACCGACGAGUUUCCGACACCGAACGGAACGGGAGAACAAGAGUAAAUAAGCUUCUUAUUAAUUUGUCAGUGAAAAUGGAUGAUAAAAAUGCGCAAACAGACAGGGCCAGGGCAGAGCCGACAGAGCCGGUAGUUGAGGCCAUGUGCUUUGUAAAUAAGUUUCGCAACGUGUGUAAGGUUUGCAGUUGUUCUGUGACAACUUAUCGAUCUAUUAAUUUGUGAUACGUGUGAUUGUGAACAUUGAAAAUGUGUCGAUGAGCAAAGGAACUCUAUUUAUUGCACCGGCCACACUUAGGC